Molecule: messenger RNA, 771 nt
Organism: Tribolium castaneum (red flour beetle)
Lineage: Eukaryota; Metazoa; Arthropoda; Insecta; Coleoptera; Tenebrionidae
Exons: 2
Coding region: 1-657 (218 amino acids)
Source: RefSeq, a predicted model, not a curated record
AUGCAAUUCAACAUCCUCAACAAGGACUACUACAAAUCUAACAACUUCAACUUCGACAACUGCAAGUCUGACAACCCCAAGGUCGACAACUGCAAGUCCAACAAUCUCAUCCUUACCAACUACAAAUCCGACAACCUCAACACAAACAACUACAAAUCCAACAAUUUCAACGUCUAUAACCGCAAUUUCAACAACCUCCACAUCGACAACUACAAGUCCAACAAUCUUAACCUCGACAAAUACUAUUCCAAUGAUUACAAGGUCGACAACCAUAAGUCCGAAAACGACUACUUCAAAAUCGACAUCUACAAAUCCGACAACUUCACCGUCGACAACUGCAAGUCCGACAAUCUCAACACAAUCAACUACAAGUCCAACAUUAACGUCGACAACUGCAAGUCCAACUUUAACGUCGACAACUGCAAGUCCAACAACCUUAGCGUCGACAACUACAAGUCCGACAACCACAAUUCCAAUGACUUCAACAUCGCCAACUACAAGUCCAACAAACUCAACGUCAACAACUACAAGUCCGACAAACACAACACAAACAACGAGAAGUCCAACAACUUUAACGUCGAGAACAGCAAAUUCAACAAACUCCAUGUCGAUAACUACAAAUCCAGCAACUUCCGUGGCAACAACCACGAGGCCUAAACCUUCCACAUCGACAAGUAAAAGUCCGACAACCUCAAGUCCAAUAACCUCAUCCUUGCCAACUACAAAUCCGACAACCUUAACAAAAAGAACUACAAAUCCGACAAUUUCAAC